Molecule: messenger RNA, 1631 nt
Organism: Achroia grisella
Lineage: Eukaryota; Metazoa; Arthropoda; Insecta; Lepidoptera; Pyralidae
Product: zinc finger protein 501-like
Exons: 1
Coding region: 174-1598 (474 amino acids)
Biological process (GO): regulation of cytokine production; negative regulation of transcription by RNA polymerase II; regulation of immune system process
Source: RefSeq, a predicted model, not a curated record
GUUUUGAUCUGUGUUGUAAUUUAUAAACAAAUAUUUAAAAAAUAUGUCCUUAUCUAAAUAUCUUACUACAUAUGUAUAUAUUUUGUGACCUACAAAAGUUAAUCAAAACAAGCCGUGUUAUUUCUGUGCACAGCAUUGAUAUUCAUUCCUAAGAGAAAAUUGAAGCCGUCAAUAUGUGUAGUACCGUAGUACUCCAGAAACGCUCCACCGCACACGUCAAGGAGGAGUGUUUGGAGUCGCAGGCCGACGUUGCGUACAGUAAACGGCGACGAGAAGACGAUUUAGAUAUUGGUACCGACACUAAACAACAGAUAGUUCCAGAGUACGCCGUACAGAAACAGUCGCCGGAACAAGAUGUCAGUCGGUAUGAAGCUCAUACAGCUGCAGUUGUGAAGACGGAGCCUGUUGAUGUGACUGAGGCGUCCACAGAAACGUGUCCAGUGCUUUCUGGCAGGAUGAAUGAUAACCUUCUACAACUUUAUGAGGAGCACGAGAUAAAGACUGAUUUGGUUAUAGGACCCACUGCCGUACAAGACACAGCAUCUGUAACUAGCACACAUUCAAUGAACUAUUGUGCGUGUGUGUUACAUAAUGGAGAUAAUGUGAAUAAAUCUGUACAUGGGGAAACAAGAGUAGUGUUGGAUAAAGUGUAUGAAUGUGAUGUAUGCAAAGAGACAUUGUUAACAUGUUAUGUUAGACUAGAACGACAUGUGGCAGCUCACACUCAGCCGGCACCACACUUGUCUAAAGAUUAUAGGGAGAUCAACACUCUUGGAUCACAGUUAAAUACUUCUGCAGUUUCUCAAUCUUGUAAACAGGAACAUAGUUGUGACCUGUGUAAAAAAAAAUUUGUAACAAGGAGAUACUUGACACAGCACUUGCACACACAUACUGAUGAAAAACCAUAUACCUGUGAUGUGUGUAAAAAAAGUUUUAGAAUGAGGCAGAUCUUCAGAAGACACUUGCUUUCACAUACUGAUGAAAAGACACACAGUUGUGAUGUGUGUAAAAAAUAUUUUACAUCAAAGCGGUCCUUGAAACAUCACUUGCUUAUACAUGCUAGCGAAAACCUAUAUACCUGUGAUGUGUGUAAAAAAAGUUUUAAGACAAAUCAUUAUUUGAAACGACAUUUGCAUACACACACUGGUGAAAAGCAAUAUACAUGUGACAUGUGUAAAAGAAGUUUCAGAACAGCUCAACUAUUAAAAUACCAUUUGUUCACACAUACUGGUGAAAAGCCGUAUAGCUGCGAUGUGUGUAAAAAAUAUUUUACAACAAAACAGUCCUGGAAACAUCACCUGCUUAUACAUUCUCGCGAAAACCUAUAUAGCUGUGAUGUGUGUAAAAAAAGUUUUAAGACAAAUCUGUACUUAAAAAGGCAUUUGCUUACGCACACUGAUGAAAAGCAAUAUACAUGUGGCACAUGUAAAAAAAGUUUUAGAACAGUUCGACUAUUAAAAUGCCACAUGUUUAUACACACUGAUGAAAAGCCAUAUCGCUGUGAUGUGUGUAAAAAAAGUUUCAAGACAAAUCUCUAUUUGAAACGGCAUUUGCAUACACACACUGGUGAAAAACAUUACAACUGUGAUUGCUUCUGAUGUGUAUGAAGAGAAUUUUAAAAUGACAUGGAG